GAGAUUCAUGGUCUUUUUAUCCUUUUAGAUUCUGAAAUACCCAUCAUCCAUGCUUGCUUCUUUUGCACCACCGAUCCUGUUUUUCCAACAUACUGUGGAUGUGGAGCCAAAUCUGCCUGUCGUGCGGUGGCUGCUUUCAAUUAUAUCUACCAAGCAAUGGAUUCUUAUGAAGAUGAGCAGAAUUGAUGCAAUGAAAAGGGAAAUGGAGGGCAAGGCAGCAUGGGGGCAUAGAAGGCUCUAGCAGAAUUGAAGCAUCAGAUAAUGCUUUAGUUAAUGCUUUAGUUUAGCAAUUUACUUUUCCCACUUAGAAAAUGAUAUUUUCUGUUUAAGCUCACUAAUUGAUUUUACUGUUCUUGUUUUGUGGUGUAUUGUACAUAAAGUUUGAACAGUGUA
Messenger RNA from Rubroshorea leprosula, 393 nucleotides. NCBI's taxonomy places the organism in Eukaryota, Viridiplantae, Streptophyta, Magnoliopsida, Malvales, Dipterocarpaceae. The record is from the annotation of a GenBank genome assembly.